UUUUGAAACGCGCUUUAUACUAUACACACCUUGGGCGUCGCAGUCCAAAACAACCUUUUCUUUUACUUGCCCUGACUACCGAAUUUUUGCCGGUUCUGGUGAAACUGUGAUAAUUUCUGCGAAAUGUUCGACGAUGGUUCUGGCGGCGGCGGUGGUGGUCGAGAUUCCGCCGAUGAGGACGAUUUUUUCAAACCAUCCUCCACCGGAUCAGGCGGAAAAUCUUCGUUGGCCAAAAUAUUCGGCCUCACGUCCAGCAAAGCGGCCAGUGUUCCGGACCGAAAGAAUCCCGUAAGUGUUGAGGCCCCAAAAUCGAUUAAAGUUUCGGAUCGAUACGGUCCCUCGAACUUCCGGUAUAUUCCUUCCACGGAACCGGACACCGAGGAGAAAGAACAAUCGGCCACUGAGGAGAAAAGUAAGCCUGCGGCAGAGUGGGUCAUCGUACGAGCAAGCAUCGUAUCUGCUUAUAAACUCGUCGAUAACGAGAACAAGUUCCUUGGCAAGGUUGGUCUGGUACUGCUCAAGUCUUCCACCGCUCAUCGGCUGCUGCUCUAUCGCACCAAAUCCGAUGUCCUGUGUGCGGCCACGCUAAACCGUGAGACAAAGCUACUCCUCAAGCAGGACUACCUGCAAUUCCGUGCCGAUGAAACGAACGAAUUUUGGAGCAUCCUUUUCGAAAGCGAAUCGGAUCGUGCCGUGAUGCUACCGCUUAUCGAGAAUUGUUGUACGAUCGAACGCGAGCCGCUGGUAGAGGAACCUGCCUCGGAACCGGAGAAAGAACCAGAAGAAGAACCAGCGAAGCAGAUCAACAACAACAACAACAACAGCAACAAUACCGGCAACAGCAACAGUCGCAAAAUACAACUCGUUGCCCGGAUGGCACGUAUGGGCCAAGCGAUCCCACUACCCCCGGAGAAGCAGCGCUUGAGUACCGAUGCACCACCGAUUCCUUCGUCACCUCCUGCACUUGCCGGUGGAUCGGAUUCCUCCGAUGAUACGUCCGAUUCGAAGAUUGAAACCAUUCCAUCCCGUUCCAUUCCCAUAGCCGCACGCCGUCCCAACGUGACGCACACACUGAACAUGCAGAUGGUGCCACUGGCGGGAAUGAUGACCACUACCGGCACCGGUGGCCACUCGGCGAACAGCACCGACGUGAAUCUUAACCUAAUCAUGAGCGAAACGCGCAUGCAAAACACGGAAGUGCGCAUGAACUUGACGAAACUGGAAUCGAAGCUGGAUCGUGUGCUUGAUCGUAUCGAUCUGCUGAGCGUGCACGGUGAUCGAGGUGCCAGCAGUGCACUGGAUAAAGACGCGGAACUCCUGCAACUCGAAGAGAAGGUUCUCGAUUUGAAACGAGACAACCAUUCGCUUCGAGCCAAACUGCAAUCCGAACAGCAAGUGGCCGAAGAAAGACGCUCCCAGCACGCUCAGCUCAUGGAGAAGAUCCGCUCUUUGACGGAAGCUGAAGAAACGCUACGAGAGGAGAUCGGCGCGUUGAAAGCGAAGAUCGAAGCGAACAGUACGGACCGGGAAAUAGCGAAUGAAAGGCAACAUGAGUUGGAGACUAAGCUAUCGAAUGCGCGACAGAACGAGGAACGCAAAACCAAAGAGCUGGAGCAAACAUUGCGGGAACUGGAGGAGCAACGAAAGAAGGAAAAUCAGCUGCAACAGGAGCUCGUAGAGCAACGCAAUCGUACGCUCGAAGUCACAGCCAAGAUGGAACUGCUGCAACAGGAGAUGGAAAGCGGUAAGAGUAAACCCGAGAGCGAGCAAGCAUCGGUCGGAUCACUCGUGAAGGACAUCAUGAAUAAUUGCUAUCAGCAACUUUGCGAUCAGAUUGCCGAUCCACACAUUCUGCGGCUGAUCGCUUCCACCAUCAAGCGUGAAACGAAGGCGGCCCUUGAUCGUGAGGCGAAAUAAAACAUAUUACCCUUUAAGCUCCGUUUGUGCGUUAUUUAUUGAACGUAACGCUAAGCCGCAUCUAAAAU
This is a messenger RNA of Anopheles darlingi, 1985 nucleotides long. Its product is annotated as histone-lysine N-methyltransferase, H3 lysine-79 specific. The record is from RefSeq and is a predicted model, not a curated record. The coding region runs from base 124 to 1917 and encodes 597 amino acids. The transcript is spliced from 3 exons. Lineage: Eukaryota; Metazoa; Arthropoda; Insecta; Diptera; Culicidae.